GCGCCGUCCCCGCGCCGUCCCCGUCCCCGCGCGUCCGCGCGCCCGCGGCUCAGAGCGGCUGCAGGCGCUCGGCAGGGGCCCGGGACGAUGCAAGUCUCCAUCGCCUGCACCGAGCACAACCUCAAGAGCCGCAAUGGCGAGGAGCGGCUGCUGAGCAAGCAGGGCGCGGCCCCCGUGAGCGCCGCCCGCGCCAAGUUCCGGGCCGUGGCCAUCAUCGCGCGCAGCCUGGGCACCUUCACCCCGCAGCACCACAUUUCUCUCAAGGAGUCCACGGCCAAGCAGACUGGCAUGAAAUAUCGGAAUCUCGGCAAAUCGGGACUCAGAGUUUCUUGCUUGGGUCUUGGAACAUGGGUGACGUUCGGAGGCCAGAUCUCAGAUGAGGUGGCCGAGCGGCUGAUGACAAUCGCCUACGAGAGCGGAGUCAACCUCUUCGACACGGCUGAGGUGUACGCGGCGGGGAAGGCUGAAGUGAUCCUGGGAAGCAUCAUCAAGAAGAAAGGCUGGAGGAGGUCCAGCCUGGUCAUAACCACCAAACUGUACUGGGGCGGCAAGGCCGAGACCGAGCGGGGCUUGUCAAGAAAGCACAUCAUUGAAGGGCUGAAGGGCUCCCUGCACCGGCUGCAGCUCGAGUACGUGGACGUGGUGUUUGCGAACCGGCCCGACAGCAACACGCCCAUGGAAGAGAUCGUCCGUGCCAUGACGCACGUCAUCAACCAGGGCAUGGCCAUGUACUGGGGCACCUCCCGCUGGAGCGGCAUGGAGAUCAUGGAGGCGUACUCGGUGGCCAGGCAGUUCAACCUGAUCCCGCCGGUGUGUGAGCAGGCGGAGUACCACCUGUUCCAGAGGGAGAAGGUGGAGGUGCAGCUGCCCGAGCUCUACCACAAGAUAGGUGUAGGAGCCAUGACCUGGUCCCCUCUGGCCUGUGGCAUCAUCUCAGGAAAAUACGGCAACGGGGUGCCAGAAAGUUCCAGGGCUUCCCUCAAGUGCUACCAGUGGCUGAAGGAGCGCAUCGUGAGCGAGGAGGGCCGGCGGCAGCAGAGCAAGCUCCAGGAGCUGGCCCCCAUCGCCGAGCGGCUGGGCUGCACCCUUCCCCAGCUGGCCGUGGCCUGGUGCCUGCGGAACGAAGGCGUGAGCUCUGUGCUCCUGGGCGCGUCCAGCCCGGAGCAGCUGGUGGAGAACCUGGGCGCCAUCCAGGUGCUGCCCAAGAUGAGCUCGCAUGUGGUGGCCGAGAUGGACGGCAUCCUGCGGAACAAGCCCUACGGCAGGAAGGACUACCGCUCCUAGCCCCGGCCGGCCCUUCCUGCUUUGCUGUCCCCGCCGGGCACCCCGCCACAGGCACCGUGACGCAGCCGGACGGCCGGAGCCUGCCAGGCCGCCCAGGGGGCCAGAGACCGUGUAGGGACUUCCCAGGGCUCGUCCCUGCAAGCGACCCGGAGGCCGCAGGGCGUUUGCUUCUCUCUGGCCGUGGGCCGAGGACUCAGCGCCGCCCCUCCCGAGGGCUGUGGGCAGUUCCGUGCACGCGCCCCGAGCUUCUACGCCACAGCCCCCACGGCUCCGCAGCGCCCACCUGCAUGCGAGCCCGUCUCGGCCUCUGCACGGCGGGCGGCCUCUCCGGCUGGGAGGCGGAGGGAGAAACUCCUGGGCUGUGUGCAGAAAGGGAGACCGAGCCUGAGAAAACCCCGACUCGACACUCGUGACGCCGGGCUCUCCGGGGCCCAGCCAGGACCCCCUGGCGCCUCGCCGCACCCCCCACCCUGCUUCCCGCCAUCACGCCCACGUGCGUCUUGCAGCUUAGUUUCCUCCCAGACCGCCCUGGCUGACCGAACAGCCCAAGGGGGCGGCGCUCUCUCUCCAGUGCUCCUCUGCUCCCAACUGCCUCACUGGCAGAGGGAACUGUAUGUGGCUUAACCUGCUUCAAUAAAAGCAUUUUGUGCAUUUCCUGAGA
Messenger RNA from Sorex araneus (European shrew), 1945 nucleotides. It is a transcript of the gene KCNAB1, whose product is annotated as potassium voltage-gated channel subfamily A regulatory beta subunit 1. The record is from RefSeq and is a predicted model, not a curated record. Gene Ontology annotation, biological process: transmembrane transport; potassium ion transport; negative regulation of delayed rectifier potassium channel activity. Gene Ontology annotation, molecular function: voltage-gated potassium channel activity; potassium channel regulator activity; transmembrane transporter binding. Gene Ontology annotation, cellular component: cytoplasm; membrane; extrinsic component of cytoplasmic side of plasma membrane. The transcript is spliced from 14 exons. Bases 88 to 1284 code for a protein of 398 amino acids. Lineage: Eukaryota; Metazoa; Chordata; Mammalia; Eulipotyphla; Soricidae.